AUGAUUGCUGUUUCUGUGGAAAAUGUAGACUUGGUACUACCUGAUAAAAUUAUUCUUCAUUUUAUUAAACUUUUAACUAUCAUGAAAUUCGCUACUUCUGCUUUCGUUUUUACUCUUGUUGGGUCGGUUGUUACUUCUAGUCCAAGUACUCUUCAAACCAGAUCUGUCCAAUUGGAUGAAACUACCAACAAUCAUCUUGAACGUCGUGGAUAUGGACGCAAACGUUUUCGUCAUCAUCAUCGUGGUUUUGGCGGCGGUGGUUUUGGUUUUGGUGGUGGUUUUGGAGGCGGUGGUUUUGGCGGUGGUAGUUUUCGUCAUCAUCGCCGUUACUAA
Messenger RNA from Batrachochytrium dendrobatidis JAM81, 333 nucleotides. RefSeq lists its product as uncharacterized. The record is from RefSeq and is a predicted model, not a curated record. The transcript has 2 exons. NCBI's taxonomy places the organism in Eukaryota, Fungi, Chytridiomycota, Chytridiomycetes, Rhizophydiales. Bases 1 to 333 code for a protein of 110 amino acids.